Messenger RNA from Lonchura striata (white-rumped munia), 1774 nucleotides. NCBI's taxonomy places the organism in Eukaryota, Metazoa, Chordata, Aves, Passeriformes, Estrildidae. The record is from RefSeq and is a predicted model, not a curated record.
GGCUCUGAGGCAGUUUGGGGGGUUUAUAUUGCAUUCACCCCCCGAAAGGCCAGCCAAGGAGGGGGGCUGCAGGGCCACAGUGCUUUCCUGCCGCACCGAGGGCGGGGAGAGCUGCUCUGCGUAGCCAUGGCAACUUGAUUUUUUAAAUCUAGAGCCGGGGGGGCGGCUGUGCCGCCCACGUCGGGGAGCAGUGAUGGGGUUUUGGCCCCUCGGACCCCACUGGAGAGCAGAACUUGCCUGCACCACCCCGCCACUCCAAAUCAGCACCAAGGGCCUGAAGAUCAAUAAUUUACAAAACAUUUCUAUUUUUUUCUUCCCAUUUUGCUGCUUUCCCAGAAUAAGCGAUGGGCGCCAGGAAGGUGCGGCUGGACGGGGACCUGCGCGCCCUGCUGCUGGAGGCGCCCGGACGCUGCGUGCCCUAUGCGGUCAUAGAAGGAACGACUACGAGAAGAUCAUCCACCAGAGAACCAACACCACCCCCUUUGACCUGGUCCCUGCCGAGGACGGCGCCGGCGUCACCGUCCGGGUGAUGAAGCCUCUGGAGGCUGCCGAGCUCAGCCUGGAGACGGUGUACGAGAAAUUCCACCCGUCUGUCCAGUCCUUCACCGACGUCAUCGGCCACUACAUCAGCGGGGAGCGCCCCAAGGGCAUCCAGGAGACCGAGCAGAUGCUGAAGGUGGGCACGGCCCUGACCGGCGUGGGAGAGCUGGUCCUGGACAACGCCACCAUCAAGCUGCAGCCCCCAAAGCAGGGCAUGCCCUACUACCUGAGCUCCCUGGAUUUCGAGUCCUUGCUGCAGAAGCAAGAGUCCGGCGCGCGCUUUUGGAAGAUCCUGACGGUGGUGUCGGGCUUUGCCACCUGCGCCGUGCUGUUCUUCCUGCUGCGGAAGCAGUACCGGCAGCACCGGGAGCGGCAGCGCCUCCGGCAGAUGCAGGAGGAGUUCCGGCUGGCCCAGGAGCGCCUGACGAACACCGAGGGGGGGGAGGUGCUCAAGAACGCCUGCGUGGUCUGCUUGAGCAGCACCAAAUCCUGCGUUUUCCUGGAGUGUGGCCACGUCUGCUCCUGCCACGAGUGCUACCAGGCUCUUCCCAAUCCCAAAAAGUGCCCAAUCUGCAGGCAGGGCAUCACCAGGGUGGUUCCCUUGUACAACAGUUAAUUUUUUGUGGUUCCCCGGGGGGAGACUUUGGAUUUAAAGCUGCCACUGGCAAAGCGGUUUUGUCGCCUCACUGCUUGGGUGGUGGGUUUUGGGGAAGGGGAGGGAGCUUGAGGGAGUGGGUGCUUCACCAGGGGGGCAGAGCUGAGUCUGAAAAGGUGACUCUGCAGCUGAUCAGGGCUCACGCUAUAAUCUGGGGGUGAUUUUGAGAGAUGAUUCCUUGCAAAGGGUGAGGUGCCUGGGGCAAGAUGCAGCUUGAAGCUCUUCCGUUAAGGUUUGGACUUGCAAGGUUUGUGUCAUGCUUACAGAGCCUGCAGCCCCUUACCCAGCUGAUAAAAACAUGGGGAAAACAGAAAUAAAAUGUAUUAAGGGUUCUGGGAGGCUGCAGAAUUCCUGUGAGGCUUCCAGAGGGCUGCGAGGCCUAACGGAGCAGGAGGGGCUGUCGGAGAGCUCGUACCAGGGGUGUGAACACAGGUAAUUCUGUGAGCCCCCCAAAAUGGCUUUGUCACACCAGGAUGUGAGGAUGAGGAUGUGAGAAUGCUGUGGCUGAUGGCUGGGCUUGGCUUGGCUUGGCUUGGGAUAGCAAAUGGAGUGUGAAGUAAUAAAACAGGAUGAAAAGUG